Messenger RNA from Trichoderma atroviride IMI 206040, 1485 nucleotides. RefSeq lists its product as uncharacterized. The record is from RefSeq and is a predicted model, not a curated record. Lineage: Eukaryota; Fungi; Ascomycota; Sordariomycetes; Hypocreales; Hypocreaceae. Gene Ontology annotation, molecular function: S-adenosylmethionine-dependent methyltransferase activity.
CCAUUACAGCCAUUUCAACAGAGUGUUUAGGUUCUAUAUUUGAGUGUUGAUCAAAAUUUGAUUCUCGUUGUUUAUGGAUUUUUAUAAUCUCGAGCUACUCCAAGUCCCGUCCUCUCGAUACCACUCUUAGUCGGCGGCUAGGUCACGUGGAAGCAUCUGGACGGAUCACAAACCGAUAUCCGUGCAAAACCGGCCGGCUCUCAACUCCAAGCCAGUUUCAAGUCCUCGCACAACGUCAACCUGCACUUCCGCCUUUCGAUGACAGCUGAAGAAGAUCAGGCCCUUGGCCGUGCCGAAUAUUGGGAUAGCCGUUAUUCCAAGUCCGACGGAGAGGCGCCGACGCACGAGUGGUUUCGCUCCUUCUCGGACCUGGAGCCUUUUUUCCGCAAUAAUCUUUUUGGCCUGCAGAGCUUCAAGGCAGAAGAUGGCCCGCUGAUUCUGCAUCUUGGGUCUGGAGACAGUGUUAUCCCCGCCGAACUAGCGUCUCGCGGCUACAGACGACAGCUAUGCAUCGAUUUCUCCCCUGUCGUUGUUGAACUUAUGACGGAACGCCACAGCAAGGUAGAAGGGAUAGAAUGGAAACACAUGGACGUACGAAAUAUGGAUAUUCCCGACAAGUCCAUCGAUGUUGCCUUCGACAAGGGAACACUGGAUGCCAUGAUACACGGUAGUCCCUGGAGCCCUCCCAGCGAAGUCAAGGAGAACACGAGUAAAUAUAUGAAAGAGGUCCACCGAGUCCUGCAGGAUCAUGGGAUGUUUCUAUACAUCACCUUCAGACAACCCCACUUCAUAAAGCCACUGUUAAACCCAGAUGAUUUGUGGGACAUGGACAUGCAGGUGCUCGGAGACGGGGGCUCCUUUGACUACUACGGAUUUGUGAUCAAGAAAAACCCCAACUCUUUGGAAGCUGUUGAUAAAGGAAUAUGAGUGGAAACAGAUGGGCGCAAAUCAGAUUGGAAUAGCGCCACGAUGACGACGAUUCUCCAAUUCCUCUUCAGGUUCCCAAAGCAGAAUCCAGCAGCUGAGCAGUUGAAACACCAGAGUAACUCUGUGCGCUUCUUGCGGCGCCAGCAGCCUGGCAAGACAUCACAGAUAGAGAACACGCGAUUGGGCUAUGAGACAAUUACCGGUUGGCGAUACUUGAGAAUUUCUCAUCGUGUGAUUCUGUCGUUUCAGACAAGUUGACGGGAGCUACCGCCAUUCUUUACCUAUCCACGGAAAGGCCCAGUCCAGUGUUAAUACAUGCGAUUACACUGUGAAUGCUUGUUUGGCUGGUAUUUGUCUCAUGCUAACUCUCAAGGUGCCUCUUACAGCUUGCUAUAUCUGGUGCUCUAGACCCCGACUGGCAUUGCCCAGUGUAAUUAUAGCGGUGUCCUAUCAUGGAGUGUGUUUACCGAUGAUGAUCUACAUCUAUGAGACAAUAUAUAGGUUAUCAUACAGCUUUCACGAGCAUGAAAAGAAUGUGAAGAAUAUGAACUAUUUAGG